CACGAGUUGCAAAUUGCAAAUAGAAUAGAAGGUGAGAAAAAAAAAAGAAUAUUAAGAUUUCGCUGAAAACAAUGAAUAGUUUGUUCUCAGUUGACGAUUUCUCCGACCUUCUCUGGGCGGCGUCAGCUUCAGGCGCGGCGGCUGGGAUGAACCGAAGCCAAUCGGAAUGGGCGUUGGAGAAGUUUCUAGAAGAAUUCUCCGGUGCGGGUGUGGCGAUCCCGGGGUCACGUGCAGGCGAGAAUUUGAAUGGUCCGUCCUCCGCGGCACCUCAGCCGUCUGAUUCGAAAUCUGAAAAUGUUGAAGGGGAUGGUAGCGUGGUGGAGAUCAAAGAGCUUAAUAAUCAUAAUCCUCCGGCGUCUGAUUCGACGCCGAUUGUCCCGAUUGACUCCGAUGAGUACAUCGCGAUCCUAAAGAACAAGCUCCAUCAAGCCUGCGCUGCCGUUGCUCUCUCUCGUGCGUCGUCUGUGAAGGCGGAAAGUUCGUCUGGCAAAGCUGAAAACCAAGCGAUUCAAUCGGGAUCAGACGUUCGAGGGUCCUCAAAGACACAUGAACAGGGCGAACCUGAUACUGGUAUUUCAGCUGUUUCAACAACACAAAAGAAUUCAAGGACACAAGGGAGGCAAACCACAAGUGGGUCAUCAAGAGAAGAUUCAGAUGAUGGUGAACUUGAAGGAGAUACUGAAACCACUGAAAACAUGGAUCCGGCUGAUGCAAAGCGUGCAAGGAGAAUGCGGUCAAAUAGAGAAUCAGCUAGACGCUCUAGAAGAAGAAAGCAAGCACAUAUGAAUGAACUUGAAGCACAGGUUGCUCAAUUAAGAGUUGAACAUUCCACAUUACUCAAGAAUCUAACUGACAUGAAUCACAAGUAUGAUGAAGCUGCUGUUGACAAUAGAAUUCUGAAGGCUGAUAUUGAGACGUUAAGAGCAAAGGUGAAGAUGGCCGAGGAAACAGUUAAGCGAGUGACUGGGAUCAACCCUUGUAGUAUAUCUCGGCCCAAUGUACCUAGUGUAGUCAUGCCUUUCGUUAGCAAUCCAGUGGAAGCAUCCACAGGUUCGGUGGCAAUGCAGCCAAAUACUAAUCAGUUAUUUCACCAACCAGUUCCUAGCAUUGCUGCUACCGUACAUCACCCGAGACUGGACAACAGUUUUGGAAGCAACAAUCUGGUUUCUCCUAUUGUGAAUCCACAGACGGAAAUAGGAGUGAAAAAUGUUAUUGAGCCAUCUGAAUUGCAGCACACGCCUAGUGGUGUGCAAAACCAGAUUUGUCCUGGUGCAAGUCCAUGCGUGCCCAUUCCUGGCUGGGAACCCGGUCUACCCCAUUCGGCUGCCAAGAACAAGAAGCAAAGUUGAAUUUCACUGCGCUUCCUGUUGUCAUUGAGAUAGGGAUUCAGAACUUAUAAACAUAUUGGUUAUAUCUGUUCAUGGGGAUUAAUCAUUCAAACUGCAUUUUUAUGAGAUCAUCGUCUGCAUUGACCGUCAUAUCAUCUGUCAUCAUAACAUUGACUAG
Molecule: messenger RNA, 1506 nt
Organism: Hibiscus syriacus
Lineage: Eukaryota; Viridiplantae; Streptophyta; Magnoliopsida; Malvales; Malvaceae
Product: light-inducible protein CPRF2-like
Exons: 6
Coding region: 72-1349 (425 amino acids)
Biological process (GO): regulation of DNA-templated transcription
Molecular function (GO): DNA-binding transcription factor activity
Source: RefSeq, a predicted model, not a curated record